Emericellopsis atlantica is the source of this 2932-nucleotide messenger RNA. RefSeq names its product armadillo-type protein. Gene Ontology annotation, cellular component: cytoplasm. Gene Ontology annotation, molecular function: mRNA 3'-UTR binding. Bases 414 to 2648 code for a protein of 744 amino acids. Lineage: Eukaryota; Fungi; Ascomycota; Sordariomycetes; Hypocreales; Bionectriaceae. The record is from RefSeq and is a predicted model, not a curated record. The transcript has 5 exons. Gene Ontology annotation, biological process: post-transcriptional regulation of gene expression.
CCUUUCUAGGCCUCAUUCACCAUCCGCAGCCUGCUUUCCCUCGAUCCGAGAAGGUUGGAUCUGGUGCUAAUCCGGUGGUGGACUGGUUCCGCCUGCCUGUCACGACGACUACCCACACGACCUUUGCAUUUAUUAUCCGCCCGACUGUUCUUGAGUUGUCUCUUCUGUCUUUCUCACACUCUUGUUUGGCCAGUCUGCCACUGCACCACCGCACUCUUUGAUCUAGUGGACUCUUCUUGCGUGGAAUUUCAACAAUCUACUGUCUUCACCGCCAUCUUCUAUUGGUUUGAUCAACUACUCAACUGUUUGCAGAGCCCUUCCUUGUACUUCGAACACUGCUGCUGCCGCGGCUAUACAGCUCUGUCACAAUCAUCACCGGACAAUCCCUGCCAGCACCAAGGCAACGUGCUACGAUGAACACGGAGGGCAAUCCAAUUCUGGGCCGGGGUGAUUCCCUGCAAGGAUUUACCGCUGCUUCGAGCCGGAAGAAUGUAUCAGCUCUGUCCACUUCGAAGCUUGCCAACCAAGCACCGCCAAAAAAGCAGGGCUCCGAUAUGUCCACCGAGACGGAGUCUUACCCCGUGGACAAGCUGCUGGCCAAGCUUUCCGAGCAGAAUGCAAACAUCCCCCGGCAAAGCGAGACACUGAAGAGGGGAGAAAACGAGCGUGCUGCCGCCGCUCAACAUUACUCAAGCAACUCUCUUCAUGUUACACCUGCAACUGAAGAGUUUCCAUUGAAUGCUCCUUCUGCUCGACCUGCCAGUGCAGACGCAGAGGAUAAUCGUGCUGAGGCGGAUGAGCUCAUGCGCCUCAAGCUUCAGUUGGCCCAGGCUCACAACCAAAUUUCGCACUUGGAGCAGGCCACAAGCCGAGCAGUACAGCCAGAUCAGGGCCCUUCUAACACUGAGCAAUUCCCGAAGAUGGACUCUCCUCGUGAUGCAUUGUGGGGUCAAACAGAAGACGGCCAGUCUGACAAUAGUGACAUCCACUCUGGCAACACGUUCAGUCGUGCUCGCGGCUUCUGGAACACUUCGCAAGGGACAUUUGCUGGAUUUCAUGCCCAGGCUCCUGUUGCUGAACAUGCUGCCGGAGGAUGGCUCGGCGGCCGAGGCUUCAAUCAUGGCCUCGCAGAAUCCACUGCUCCGGUGUUCAAUACUGUCCAUGAACAGCGCUCUGAUCGUCCGGUACCGGACACUGAAUAUCUCAUGCGAGGUAUUCGACGUCCUGCUCGAUUCGACCACAGCCGCACGACCUCACCCCAGUAUGGUGGCCCUUUCAACUUGUACAACCCACCGGCUGGCCAGUACGAAGGAAUGCUUCAUGCUGGAGUCUCGCCCAAUCAGAUUGCAGGUGGAACUAUGCAAGGUCACUUGGGACUGGGCUCUGCGUCCGCGGGGAUGUACACUCACGCGCAGCAGCCCUUCGACCAGCCAUUGUCACCAUACGCAUCCGAAUUCACAUCAAAGACGCCUUGGAAGACUGAGACAAUGUCGACCGAGGGCCCCAUGUACUUGCCGACAACUGAGCCGUUGAAUUAUCGCCGUUUGUUGGACCGAAACGUCAACUGUAAUUGGAAGUACAUUGUCGACAAGAUUGUGUGCAACAAUGACCAGCAGGCCUCGAUCUUCCUUCAGCAGAAGCUCAAAGUGGGAACGCCGGAGCAGAAGUAUGAGAUUGUGGAGGCCAUUGUCGCCCAAGCUUACCCCUUGAUGGUGAAUCGGUUCGGCAACUUCCUCGUACAGCGUUGUUUUGAGCAUGGCACGCCGGAACAAGUCAUCAAGAUUGCGGAGGCUAUCCGAGGCAACACUCUGAGCCUGUCCAUGGAUCCCUUUGGAUGCCAUGUCGUGCAGAAAGCCUUCGACUCGGUGCCCGAAGACUACAAGGCUAUCAUGGUACAUGAGCUCCUUCGACGUAUUCCCGAGACUGUCAUUCACCGCUACGCCUGCCAUGUUUGGCAGAAGCUCUUUGAACUGCGUUGGACAGAAACGCCUCCUCAAAUCAUGAAGUAUGUCAACGAAGCCCUUCGUGGUAUGUGGCAUGAGGUUGCCCUGGGUGAGACAGGCAGCUUGGUUGUCCAGAACAUAUUCGAGAAUUGUCUUGAGGAUGACAAGCGUCCAUGCAUUGAAGAAGUCCUCGCGAACAUCGACAUUGUUGCCCACGGCCAAUUCGGCAACUGGUGCAUUCAACACGUCUGUGAGCAUGGCGCUCCUCCCGACCGCAGUCGGGCGAUUGAUCAUGUCAUCCGCUACGCAGCCGAGUACAGCACGGAUCAAUUCGCAUCCAAGGUAGUAGAGAAGUGCCUCAAGAUCGGAGGAGCGGAAUUCCUCGGCCGCUACCUUGAUCGUGUCUGCGAAGGUCGCCGUGACCGCACUCGGAUUCCUCUCAUUGACAUUGCCAGCGACCAAUACGGCAAUUACCUGGUGCAAUGGAUCCUCAACAAUGCAUCAUCUCAGCACCGAGAAGUCGUGGCAGCUCACAUUCGCAAGCACAUGGUCUCACUCCGCGGCUCAAAGUUCGGCUCUCGCGUUGGCAUGCUCUGCACGAACCACGCUGUCACAACUCGGCCUGGACCUGGCGUCGGUCCCGGUAUGGGAGGUGGGCGCAUGCGACCUGUGGCUCGCUUUGGGGGCAGCAGUGCUUAUCGCUAGUCAAACCUGAGAUGCCCGCCGAUUCAUCAUGUCGACGAGCUCAAGCUUUGUCGCUCUUAUCCUUAUCCGUUGAUUCAGACCAGCAGACUGGAAUCUGUCGAUCCUCUCCCACGACAAUAUCUUCUGGUAACAGGUAAUUUACAGAUCGCACGUCAUGCUACGCUUGGUCGGCCACAGCUUGGCUGGGCGCAUUGGACACAUCAUGAUUACGAAUUUUGCAAUAUGGAGGAGCUUGCAGCACCUAAUCAAGGAUCGAGUCUCCCCGUUCUUAGAGAAAUAGUCCG